Ruditapes philippinarum (Manila clam) is the source of this 574-nucleotide messenger RNA. Its product is annotated as origin recognition complex subunit 2-like. Gene Ontology annotation, cellular component: nuclear origin of replication recognition complex; nucleus. The record is from RefSeq and is a predicted model, not a curated record. The coding region runs from base 155 to 574 and encodes 139 amino acids. Gene Ontology annotation, biological process: DNA replication. The transcript is spliced from 4 exons. NCBI's taxonomy places the organism in Eukaryota, Metazoa, Mollusca, Bivalvia, Venerida, Veneridae. Gene Ontology annotation, molecular function: DNA replication origin binding.
AUCCUGAAAACACCCAGUGACAAAGAAGGAACUCCUAAAAAAUCUGUAAAUUUUCCAUCAACAAAGAAUGAAGAAAUGAGGACACCUACCGGUAAAAGGAAUCUUAGACAUAGAAAACUGCAGGCUUCAACACCAUAUAGAUUACAGAAGAGACAUGGGGCAGGUGAUUCAGACUCCAGUGACAGUAUGGGAGUCAUCUAGCUCUGACAGUGAUGAGGACAUCAAACCCGUGUCCUCGACCAGUAAGUCUCGAACCUCCUCAGCCAGUGCCUCAAACACACCAGCAAAUACUCCCGCAAAAUCUGAGAAAUCCUCUGCAACUCCUAGAAAGUCUCGUAGAAAAACAGAGGAGAUAGAUAUGAAGACUAAUGUGGAGGAAUAUUUUGACAUUCAUGCUAGUGAUGUUGGGCCUACGUCAGAUGCUACCUUGUCAAAGUUAGACGUGCCCCGCCUGGAUCAGGAAUCCCUCAUUAAUCUGCUGGAAAAUGUACAGUCGUCACAUAUCAAUGAAUGUAAACAAAUGUUUCAUGAACUUCAAGACAUGUUCACAAACUGGAUGUUUCAAAUGUGGUAA